UUUAAUGGUUUAUGCGUACUCGUCAAAUCUUUCCGUUACGUACAUGUUGGGUUGUGUAUAAUGUGUGUGUGUGUGUGUGUACGGUUUUGGGUUUGUGUGUGUGCGGGUAUACAGCUUUGUUUCCUCUACAGGGUCGGAGUGGUCAUUGUUAUCAGUUUCGGAUCGUUUUCAGGCUACUGAAUUAUAACAACUUUGUGAUUCAUAUGAGUCUUUCUGAGGUUCACCCCAAUGGUGGGUUUUUAGUCGUUGUUCGAGGGUUUUGAGAUCAAAGGGUUUUUGUUUGAGGAAUUAGGGCUUUUGGGGUCUCCUAUGUUGCUCCGUCGAUUUUCCGGUCUGAUUGGUGUUGCUGCGAAGAUCCAUUUGAUGUCAAGUAUAGUAUUGCUUGCUAUUUGGUGAAUCGUCAGUUUAUUCCACAAUUUGUCAUUGAUUAAGUUGUUGAUUUCCAUUUGAGGAUUUCUGUUUUCUUUAGCCACCGGAUUCCGGAACAUAUGGCCGUUGUCGCGUCAAGAGGCCAUUUUGUUGUUGCUGCUUAAACAUGCAGACACAUAAUUGAUACUAUUUCAUCGUAUCAGGAUUUGUAGAGUGUAGCUCCAUAAAGCAGUAUUUUCAUCAGUGCCUGCCUUCUUGGAACACAUUUUUUGCUUUGUGGUCAACCGCUUUUGGGUGUUCUUGUACAACUGGGAGCAGAAGCUCAACUCAGUCAUUAGAGGUUCUCAUAGUCAGGCGAUGACAAAGAUUCAGUAAAGAUCUACCAUAUUCUGCCAGGAAAUGAAAUUAAUUACCUAUUGGUGUGAAGGUAGUUUUGCUUGUGAGUAGUGUCAAGGUCUUUGUCAAGGAUUGUCAUGUGACCAUACAAGUGAAGCUGGAACUUGGAAUAAUGACCAUAUACUAAGUUGUGGACUGCCUUUGUAAGAUGUUAAAAGAUAUUAUCUAGUCUCAGAUGAAUACUGAGCGGAGUUUCUGAUUGAAUCUGCAGCAGGUCAGGUUUAUGGUGGAAGCAUUUAUUCUAUGUUAGGCGGUAUGCAGUUACGCUUAGUAAUUUCUGCACACUUUACAGCUCCUUCAAAGUGGCGAGUCUGAAAGGAUAAUGAUACUUUACUUUUGAACAUUGGGAGCAAAUGGAGUCGAAGACUGUGACAACUGAUUAUCAGCCAAGCACUAGGGGUCGGAUGCUUGCUGCUGCUGGACCGGUGCUGUGGGUUGCUGUCAGCUAUGUAGACCCUGGAAAGUGGGCUGCAGCUGUGGAUGGGGGAGCUCGGUUUGGCUUUGAUUUGGCAUUGCUUGUGCUUAUUAUAAAUUGUGCUGCUAUAUUAUGUCACUACCUAUCUGCCCGCAUAGCCAUUGCCACUGGCAAAGAUCUUGCGCAGAUUUGCAGCGAGGAAUAUGAUGAUAUAAUAUGUGUGCUUUUAGGAAUUGAGGCAGAGGUCUCUAUGAUUGCUUUGGAUCUGACGAUGGUUCUGGGAACUGCUUAUGGCCUUAAUGUUAUUGUCGGAAUUGACCUAUUUAAUUGUGUUUUCUUGACUGGCUUUGAUGCUGUAGUAUUUCCAAUUCUUGCCAGCUUCCUUGGAAACCCAAAGGCAAAGUUCUUGUCCAUAUGCUUGGCAAGCUUUAUAUUAGUAUCUUAUUUUUGUGGAGUUCUGCUAAGUCAACCUGAGAGCUCUGUGACCAUGGGUGGGAUGCUUAAUAAGCUGAGCGGAGAAAAUGCAUAUGCACUGAUGAGUCUCCUUGGGGCAAAUAUUAUGCCUCACAAUUUUUACCUCCAUUCCUCUAUUGUACAGCAAGAUCAGGUGCAAACAAAUGUUUCUAAAGUGGCGUUGUGUCACGAUCAUUUUUUUGCCACUUUGUGCAUCUUCAGUGGAAUUUUUCUGGUCAACUGUAUGCUGAUGAACCUAGCAGCUAAUGUGUUCUAUAGUAGUGGACUUGUUUCGCUCACUUUACAGGAUGCACUGUCAUUGUUAGAACAGGUAUUUAGGAGCUCAAUAGCUUCAAUUUCAUUGUUAGUUGUUAUGUUUUUCUCCAGCCAAUUAAUAGCACUAACAUGGAGUCUUGGAAGACAAGUGGUUGCCCAAGAUUUGUUCAGAUUGGAGAUUCCUGGAUGGCUUCAUCGUGCUACGAUCAGAAUAAUUGCCAUCAUUCCAGCCCUCUAUUGCGUCUGGAAUUCCGGAGCUGAAGGUAUAUUUCAACUCCUGGUCUUUACGCAGGUCGUGAUUGCCCUUCUGCUUCCAUCUUCUGUGAUUCCCCUAUUUCGAGUCGCUUCGUCCAGAUCAAUCAUGGGCCCCUACAAAGUUUCUCGUCUGGUGGAAUUCUCAGCUUUAGUCUCCUUUGUGGGGAUGCUAGGACUAAAAAUUGUCUUUGUCAUAGAAAUGAUAUUCGGCAGUAGCGAGUGGGUUAGUAGUUUAAAAUGGAAUAUUGGGAGUGCUGUGCCUAUUCCAUAUCUUACUCUUCUGAUGGCCGCUCUAGCAUCCCUCUGUUUGAUGCUUUUGCUGGCAACCACUCCACUGAAGUCCGCGAGCCCUGGAACAAAUAAUCGGGCAAUGAAGUGGGAAGAAAAAUCCGAGAUGCCUGAGUCAGCUAUAGAGAGGGUCGGAACCGAAGUCACUGAAGUCCCAUAUCGAUCUGAAAAGGCUAUGGAGCAGCAGGAACCUGAAUUAUCAUUGAAGAAAUCCAUUAGAAACUGUCAGACCAUAUCAAUUCUGAGUCCUGAUCUGAGUUCGCCUGAAACGCUUGCGGAUUCUGAGAGCAAUCUUUGUUUGACUAUGAUUCAGGAGAAUAAAUCUGAGAUCACAUUUUUGAAGCCUGCCAUAGGCAAUCCUGAGGCAACUGGAACCCUCUCAGAAGGAGCAUUGGCUGGGGUGAACGAGGUUGUUAAAAGUGAAUUACUGGAUGCCAGCACCUUGAGCGAUGGGGGAAAAGACAUGGUUGAAAAGACAUUGGAAAUAGAGGGACAUGUGAGGAAUGAGAGGGACGGUGACUCACGUGCUUGGGAGGCUGAAGAGUUGACUAAAGAUGUUUCUGAGAGCAACCAGUCUUUGACAUCGGAGGGUUCUGAAUCAUUUAGAAGUCUUAACUGUAAAAUUGACAGUGUGGGAAGUGGUGGAGGAAGUCUCUCAAGAUUAGCAGGAUUAGGCCGUGCUGCAAGGCGUCAGUUAACUGCAAUCCUUGAUGAGUUCUGGGGGCAGUUGUUUGAUUUCCAUGGGCAAGCAACACAGGAAGCAAAGGCCAAGAAACUGGAUGUUCUGCUGGGGGUUGAUUCCAAGGUAGAUUCUAAAUCUUCUUUUCAAUCUGUUAAAUUGGAGGGUGCCAGUAAGCAGUCUACUGGAUAUAUCCCUUCUACUGGUGGAAGAGGAUCUGAUUCUUCUAGAGUUUCAAGUUUUUGCAAUCCCUUGAAGCAGCAUUAUGGACAGAGCAAUAUUGGAUUACCUCUUGGGAUGCAGCAAAGAUCAUCAAUUUCCUCUAACCACAUGCAACUAUUAGAUGCAUAUGUGCGAAGUUCCGGCCACAAUAUGCUCGAGUCCGGUGAGAGGCGCUAUUAUAGUGUACAUGUUCCAUCAACUUCUGAUGGUUAUGAUCAGCAACCAGCAACCAUUCAUGGUUAUGAUUUGAAAUCAUAUCUGGGUCGAAUGGUUAAAGAAGAAGGUUCCGAAUGUCGGAAAGAUCAACUGGAUUCACUAAUGCAAAACUCCACACCCUCAAUCAAAUCAGAAUCUGUGUACUCAUAUGGUAGGCCGUUGGGGCAGAAGCCACAUAGUGGAUCACGGACUCUCACUCCUCCUGGUUUUCACAAUGUUCCUGUUUCCCGAAACAGUUCAUUGAAAUCUGAAAGACCCUUCCAGAAUCUUUACACUCCUGAACCUGUGGGUCUCCCUAAUACCUCGCCCAAUGAGAGGAAAUUUUAUAGCUUGCCAGACAUAUCAGGACUUUAUAUCCCCCAACGAGACUCCUCUUUGUCUGGAAACAGCUCUCAGCGUGAUAAACCUAUGAUUUAUGGUCAGUCCAUUAAUCACCCAGCUCGCAAGCAACCAUGUCUGAGUGCUGCGACAUUAUCUGGUACUGCUUUGGGAUUUAAUGGACCCCCUUCUUCAGAGUUUCAUAGAGAUGCUUUUUCUUUGCAUUUCAAUUCUAGCUCAGCUGGUUCACUGUGGUCUAAGCAGCCGUAUGAACAGUUUGGUGUGGCUGAUAAAUCUCCUUCAGUCCAGGAAGCUGCGUCAGUCGUGGAUAUAGAAGCAAAACUUCUCCAGUCUUUCAGAAGUUGUAUCAUAAAACUUCUGAAGCUGGAAGGAUCUGAUUGGUUGUUCGGACAAAAUGAUGGGGCUGAUGAAGACAUUAUAGAUCGCGUAGCUGCAAGGGAGAAAAUCUUGUAUGAAGUUGAAACUAGGGCUCUAGACAGAAAGAUGCAAAUGGACGAGGCAGACCAAUCAAACUUUAUGCCAGUUCCUAAUUGUGGUGAGGGAUGUGUUUGGAGAGUAGAUCUUAUUAUAAGCUUUGGAGUUUGGUGCAUCCACAGGAUUCUUGAUCUUUCGCUCAUGGAAAGUAGGCCGGAGCUGUGGGGGAAAUAUACCUAUGUACUCAAUCGUCUUCAGGGGAUUAUUGAUCCGGCCUUUUCGAAGACUCGUUCUCCAAUGGCUCCUUGCUUCUGCCUUCAGCUUACUGUUGGAGAACAGCCAAAGCCGAGUCCACCCAUUUCAAAUGGGAGCUUACCUCCGCACUCAAAACCUGGCCGCGGAAAAUUCACGACAGCAGCAAUGCUGUUAGACAUAAUCAAAGAUGUAGAAAGUGCUAUAUCCUGUCGUAAGGGUCGAACAGGCACUGCAGCCGGCGAUGUAGCUUUUCCCAAAGGGAAGGAAAAUUUGGCAUCCGUACUCAAGCGAUACAAACGUCGUUUGUCAAAUAAGCCAGUUGGGUCUCAGGAAAUCGGGCAUGGGCUGCGCAAGAUAGCAGUAUGACCUCCUCAGGGAUUGUAACUUUAAUCCAGUUCCUAGAAGCUGUAGACAAAUAUGCUUAUUCGGUUGCUAGGUUUUGGAGAAAAACCCAUACUGAGCAUGAGAACUGGGCUCAGCUGACAUAAACUCGCCGGGCCUCCCAUCUCUCUUCCUUCUUGUGUAUUAAAUCUCAGUUCCUGUUUUAGUUUCUCCAUCUGCUUUGUGGUGUA
Molecule: messenger RNA, 5149 nt
Organism: Sesamum indicum (sesame)
Lineage: Eukaryota; Viridiplantae; Streptophyta; Magnoliopsida; Lamiales; Pedaliaceae
Source: RefSeq, a predicted model, not a curated record